Molecule: messenger RNA, 4041 nt
Organism: Lithohypha guttulata
Lineage: Eukaryota; Fungi; Ascomycota; Eurotiomycetes; Chaetothyriales; Trichomeriaceae
Gene: SPT23
Product: SPT3 Dosage dependent suppressor of Ty-induced promoter mutations-like protein
Exons: 2
Coding region: 1-4041 (1346 amino acids)
Molecular function (GO): protein binding
Source: RefSeq, a predicted model, not a curated record
AUGGCUAAUGAGCAAGAUGAUGACAUGUACCUUUUCCAGGGCGACAUGGUUCAGACGCCAGGUGCUUUUGCAGGAGAUUCCUUCGAUGCCUUUCUCGAUGCCUCCAGCACGGCGCAGAACGACGACAUGAUGAAUACAGACUUUCUGAACCCCGAAGAGUUCGCUGUCAAAAGAGAGUCUACAAGUCCAAGAGUCGAUCCAACAUACACACGAGCAUCUACAAGUUCGGCUUCAAGCAGUUCUUCCUCCGAUUCUCCUCUACAUCACAACAGAAAUGUCUCGACAACUACCACUGCAUCACCAGCCAUGAGUAAAAAUGAAAUAUGGAGCACUGGGAUCAACGGCAUGUCUGUGCCAAUGAACGACCAAUACUACGAAAAUGGCAUGGACCCAGAUUUAGACCAACAGAUGGCUUCGGCUUUCGACUUCGAUACCGCCGCGAGUACACCCAGUGGUCUUGACGCAGCAAGUAUGCAAAACACAAGAGCUUUCGCGCCGCCGCCUCGGAUAAGACGAACAGCAAAUAUCAUGAGCAUGGGCAGCGCCCGACAUACAUCGCCUCGGAUUACGGCUGCACCUGCCUCAUUCUUUUUCGAAUCACGCGAGGCAUCUCCAUUGAGCUCAAUGCUUCCGACAACUCAGGCUCCUUCAACGUGGACGAAACACUCUCCAUCUUCAGGCUUGGAAGAAACCUUCCAUCACAUGGGCAUGAACGGUGACUCUCCAGGCAAUGCAACCUUUCCACCGCACAUGCACAUGAACUUUGGUGAUACUCAAUUCCAGUUCGCGCCUGAUUCUAGCGGCACACCGUCGUCAUUUGCAAAGGACAUCUCAUCACCUCCAUCCACGAUUCAUUCUAUGGACGGACAGCCCACUCUUCACGUUUACCCCACUUCUUUGAAGUCACGCGUCGAGACUCAGAUUCCUAUCAAGAUGACAAUGUAUCCACUACCACAUGGUGUACGGAAACUAAGGUUGCCUACGCACACUGUGUCCAAGCCGAAGUUUUUAGCCAAGGCGGAAACUGAUAGAUCUCAAGAUACUUUGGAGCUCUAUGUGUCAUUGGUUUGUACGAGCGCCAUGCAAGAUCCCCAGAGGAAGCAAAGGGCGUUGGCUCGAGCUCGGGGUGAAGAUUUGAGCGCCUACUCGAGACCGAGUCCUGCUUCGUCGACAGGAUCAAUAUCCUCCAAAGACGAUGACGAAAAGCCAUUAAAUGGAGGAGAGGUCAGAAUAUGCUCCGGCUGUAUUCAAAGAGAACGCAAACGCGCUUCACGGAAAAAGCAGAAGAAACCCGACGAAGAAGAAAUCUUCCAGAGAGAUGAGGAGAGGCGUGUUGUGGUCUUCAACACAAAUGAGCUGAAAGAGUGGAUAGAAGUUACAAAGGAGACUCAACUACCCUCUGAUCAGGGUCCUUUACCACCACCUGGGACGAUGCAGGUAGAAUUGCCGAUGAGAAUAGCAUGCUAUUGCAGACAUCAGAAUGAGAAGAUGGGCUUUCAGGUCAUCUUCACGAUCAAGGAUUGUCGGGACAAAGUCAUUGCUCAAGCCAUGACAAAUUCGAUUAUGAUCACAGAUGAUCACAAAACACAUAAUACACCACAACCACUGGCCACUACCCAGCCAACACCUUUACCUCAACCCUCUCAUGUACCAGGUUCUGGAGUCUUUACUGCUACAGGUGCAGAAAUGCCGCCCCAAGAACAAUCCGGAGCAAAGCUCUUCAAACAGUCGUAUUCCACACCUGAUUUGACCAGACUGCAACACAGUUAUGCAGGACAAUUCACGACAUCGAACAACACUCCCUUUGCUAUUCCACAAGCAGUGUCCGGCAAUACUUCUGCCACUUUGACGCCGAGAAAUCUAUCACGACCUGCUUCGCCUAGUGGUCCUUCUGGUCCAGCUACCAAACGCCGAAAACCUAGUGGGUCCGGCAAACUACCUUCCGGGCUGACCAUGACGCGCUUAGAUACUAUGCAGGCUCAACCAUCUGGUCCUGCGACGCUACCAAACACCGCAGCUUCUUCGCCAUUUGCUCCUAAUAUGCCAACGUUUAUGAGUGGUCCUGAUCGGCCUAUUCAACCUGGCAUGCUUUCGCGGCCAUACAAUAAUAGUCCACCUACUCCAGGAGGGGAUGGCACCUUCAGUGGUUCUAUCAAUCGAUCUUUCAGCCUAGAAAAUCUGCCUCGACAAGCUCUUAUGUCAGCCCCAAGUUCCAGACAACCGAGUCGACCAGGCAGUCCACUUGCUGGGCCCCACAAUGGUUAUGGUCAAAAUGAUUCGACUUUCCACCAAGCCGUGAAUAAUCAGCUGGUGAACCAGUCAUCUAGGAGGCCAGUGCCUGUCAUUCACAAGCUCGUUCCAGCUGAAGGUUCUAUAAGUGGUGGCACGGAAGUGACUCUGCUUGGAAAUGGCUUCUACCAAGGCCUCGAAGUCAUGUUUGGCGAUACAGAAGCGACAACAACAACAUUCUGGGGUGAGAAAUGCUUAAAUUGCAUAGCACCUCCUGCAGUUCAGCCGGGCAUGGUCGCAGUCGUUUUCAAACACGAGCAUCCGCAGUAUUCGGGACUUCAGUCCCCCUCCCAUGUGAGACAUCCUAUCUUCACAUAUGUAGAUGACAGGGAGCUGGAAAUGCUUCGUUUGGCUUUGAGAACCAUCGGCAAGCAGAUGGGCACAGACGACCCGUAUACUGCAGCACAACAGUUGAUGCAGCAGAACUCUGUGGGUAACAAUGGUAUGUAUGGUUCCCAGGCACCUUAUGGUAUGGCAAAUGGACACCAGACAAGACACAUUUCGAGCGGUUCACAAGCCUUCGCACCACAAGAAAUGGAGACGUGUCUGUUGAAAAUGCUACAAGCAGCCCAUCGACAGGUCGGGUCGUCUCCUGUACGCCUCGAUCUAGUGCGACCCACGGGGCUGAGCUUGUUACAUUUUGCUGCAUCUCUGGGUAUGUCUGGGCUGGCUACUGCCCUUCUAGCAGCCGGCGCGGACCCCAACCUCGUUGACAACAAUGGUUUUACUUCAAUGCACCAUGCAGCCAUGAAUGGCCACGAAAAGAUUAUCAGCCAUUUACGAACUGCGGGUGGCGACCAUCGUGUGCGCAGUAUCAGGAAUUUUGUGCCCGCUGACCUUGCCACAACCCUUGGGGCUUAUCAGGCAACGAUGCGACCAUUUACUCAUUCUCGAUCAAUAAGUUCAGGUGCAAGUACACUGGGUCCAGCUAGCCGUAAUGAAAGUAGUAGGUCCUUGACCAUGGGAUGGGAGUCAUCUUCGGUUGACUUUACUGAUUCCGAUUCGGGGACUGCUGAUGAGGAUGUGCAUCCACCAUCUGGCAUGUCAUUGAGAAGAUUGCCGUUCGCUCAGCCAAUACCUCGAUCCAGUCAGCCGUCCAGGAGAAGUAGUGGGCAAGAACUGCCGGUCUCUCAGGCCGUGGCUCAACCCGUUCGUGAUCAAGCAUCAUCGCCAUCGACUUUGAUGAGCGCUUGGAGACAAUUAGUCAACAUGACUCAAGCACAACAAGCUCAACUAGCCGAACAGGUACAGUAUUUUCAGGACACUAUGCCAACGUUGCCGAACAUACCACUGCCAGACUACCAGAAUAACGUGAUGCGAAGGAUGAGCGCCUUGUUCCCUCAUCGGCAAACUGCUACAUCGGAACCGCUUCUCAAGGAGCAACCGUCCUCGCCUAGCUUAGUUCCUCCACCUUCGUAUGAUGAGCUUUUCCCUGCAGCUCCUAAAAGUUUCGAGUCGGACAAGGAGAAGACUUCGGUCAUGCGAGCAGCUGCGGAAGCCGCUCUUGAUCAACACUUUGAGAAGCAAGAAAGCGGCUCCAAUCUGGUGAAGGCGUCGCGUGUUGCUGAGCCAUUGCGUACAGACACACAAAGGGUAGGACUAAUGCAGGAUCGAAAACUGUUCUUCUUCUGGAUCCCUCUUCUUAUUGUUCUGCUUGGGCUCAUGUUCGGCGGCACGACUCCGUUUUUAGUUGCAAUCUCGGUCACCAAAAGACUGGGAUCUCGUUACGUGGUUGAACCGCUGUUUGCAUGA